CUGCAUUUUGGAAUAUAAACAACAACAACCACACACAACUCCAACCUCACCACCUCUCACUCCAACACCUCACCUCACCUCACCUCACCUCACCCACCACCAACCAACCACCCACCAACAAAGCGAAGAAAAAGAAAGAAAAAAAGCAAAAUGCCCUACCGCAUCCUCCUCCUCGCCCACCGCAAACCCACCCUAACCCCCACGACCUUCCACACCUACUACGAAGCGCACAUCGAGCUCCUAAGACAUCUCACAGGGGAUGCCUUUCCCCUAUCCCAUCGCCGGAGCUACAUUGCUCGCACCACCUCCACCUCCACCUCCCCAUCGUCCACCUCUUCAUCUGCUCCCUCAAGCAACGAAAUCAACGCAACGCACCCCGCCACAAUCCUCAUCGGCAACCAAACGACGUUCCCCUUCGACGCGAUAGCAGAACUGACAUUCGAGGAUCGGGACGCGUUUGAACGGUUCACAGCGAGGGUGCAAGAGCCGGAGAAUGCGCGGUUGAUUGGGGAGGAUGAGGCGCUGUGGUCGGAUACGGGGCGGUUGGGGAUUGUGGUUUUGGGGGAGGUGGUUGUUACGGGGAGGUAGUUUGUCUUAUUGGGUUGGGUUGGGUUGGGUUGGGUGGUUGGUAUUGUGGGGGUGAGAGGGUAGUUGGUUUGUGGUAUUGUUGUGAGGUUGGU
Messenger RNA from Aspergillus ibericus CBS 121593, 680 nucleotides. RefSeq names its product EthD domain-containing protein. Bases 151 to 588 code for a protein of 145 amino acids. The record is from RefSeq and is a predicted model, not a curated record. Gene Ontology annotation, molecular function: oxidoreductase activity. NCBI's taxonomy places the organism in Eukaryota, Fungi, Ascomycota, Eurotiomycetes, Eurotiales, Aspergillaceae. The transcript has a single exon.